This is a messenger RNA of Effrenium voratum, 1095 nucleotides long. The record is from the annotation of a GenBank genome assembly. Lineage: Eukaryota; Dinophyceae; Suessiales; Symbiodiniaceae.
AUGACACGAAAUUAUCAGAAAUUCUUUCCUCCCGGCACGCAACGUGGAGGAACAGACCGGCAACUCUCCCCUUUGGAGGAACUCGGCUGGCAACCUCACUUUGCGCAACAGAUCAGUUCGGACGAACUUGUCGGAACACCUCCCGUCCGUGUAGUUGAAGUGCAUCGCAACGGGCUUCACGUUAUUGGCUCGGCGGUCGACGAAGUCAUUCCACCGCGUGCGGAUGCGACGGUUGGGGACUGGAUCUUGCUGGAUCCCGGGCAUGUGCCUUCAAGCCGAGUGCUGGAACGCAAGAGCCUGCUGAAGCGCCGCGCACCGGGAACGGAUCGGCAGGUCCAGUUGAUCGCCGCGAAUAUCGAAACGGCAUUCAUCGUUUCAUCCUGCAAUCAGGAUUUCAAUAUCGCGAGGCUGGAACGCUAUGUAGCAGUCUGCUUCGAGGCAGAGAUUGACCCGGUUAUCCUCCUGACGAAGUCCGACCUUGUUUCAGACCCGCAGGCAUUUGCCGACGAAGCUGCUGCCAUUUCAAAGCUGGCGCCCGUCAUCACUCUCGAUGCGCGUGGCGAUCAACCGAAAUCCAAACUGGCUGAUUGGUGCAAGCCUGGUAAAACGGUCGCGUUUCUCGGCUCGUCGGGUGUUGGCAAAUCGACUUUGGCAAAUGCCCUUUCCGGAACACGGUCCAUCGCGACGCAGGCGAUCCGGGAAGACGAUGCCAAGGGCCGUCAUACGACGACGCGUCGGCAACUGCACCUGGUGUCAGGAGGCUGCCUCGUUCUGGAUACGCCCGGCAUGCGCGAGCUGCAGCUCAUGGAUGCCGCCUCCGGCAUCGAGGAUCUGUUUGCGGAUCUCAACGAGUUGUCGGCAAAUUGCAAGUUCAAGGACUGCAGGCACGAGACUGAACCGGGGUGUGCGGUCCAAAAUGCAAUCCAGUCCGGUGAUCUGGAUGGUGCCAGAUUGCAAAGAUGGCGGAAGCUGAAGGCUGAAGAGGCUUUCAAUUCUGCGAGCCUUGCUGAGCGGCGAUCCAAAGACAAGGCGUUCGGCAAGAUGGUUCGCCGGGUCGUGAAAGCCAAGGAAAACCGGAACAGACGAACCGAGUAA